UAAUUUGAUGAGAUGGAAUACUUGUAUUUACAGAAGCCACAUCUUCAAAAGGAAAAGAAACUGUCUAAAACACAGGGAAAAUGCUUCCUAGAUUUGAAAGAAUUAAGAAUUAAAAGUUGUGGAGUGCAAGAGGUGUUUCAGCUCAAGGGUCUUCCGCUUCUAACUACAACUGCAGAACAUCAAUGCUACUGCACAACGUCGGGGAACAUUAUUGACAUAGUUGAGUCCUACAAGAGUGUAAGCCUUAGUGGUCUUACUACUUUGGAGCUGUCCAAAUGUAAGAGAUUGAAACACAUUUUCACACCCACCCUUGCUCGAAAUCUGCCACGACUGAAGUACCUGAGUAUAUGGGAAUGUGAGGAUUUGGAGCAAAUCAUUGCCAAUGAUGAUGGUAAAGAAAGGGACCAAACUUCAACAUCAACAUCAUCAAGGGGUCAUUUCCAACCUAUAUGUUUCUGUGCGCUGAAUAAAGUCAAAAUUGGAAGCUGCAAUAAAAUGAAAAGCCUCUUUCCGGUUAGUGUUGCUAUGCCAAAACUAGAAAUACUCAAAGUUGAAGGUGCUUCUGAACUAAAGCAACUAUUUGGAGAUAAAGAUGAAGAAGCAGGUGCCCAGGAAGAGAAGCAAAUAGUGCUCCCUCAAUUGUGGAUGUUGGAUCUCCUUCAACUCCCAAGCCUCAUCACUUACUGCCCAAGGGGUUACCAUCUUGUAAUUCCCUAUUUGAUUUAUUCAAAGGUUGAAAAUUGUCCCAAGCUUUGUGUGAAUGCCAAGACAUAGAGGCUCCCUACAGGAUAAACCAAGAUGCAUCAGAAGAAUCAGAACACAGUUUAACAGGAAUGCAAAACCAUGUUAAAGCGUCAAUCUGAAUUUUACUAGCUUCUGCUGCUACAUGUUUAGCAAAUGAACAAGUAUCAUCUACUUCAGUUGUUUUUGGGUGGUUCAUUUGUAUCAACAUCCUAACCAUCUUUAGUAUUUCAUACAUGAAUAAAUCGGUGGUUGAUCAAGCUUUGACUUCCGACCCAUUCAUUCAAUGGAUUUGUCCAAGUGACAGGAUAUUUGCUUUCAAUAUCAUUUUGGUUCUUUAUGUCAUAUAUUCUUACAAAUUACAGCUGAAUAUUACAAGCACUCAACAGCAUUUGAAAAGAUGAAUCAAAAGGGAAUCCCAAGCUAGUAUCACUUAAAAAUAUACUUUGACUGCCUGGUGUAUAGUAUUUAGUAUAUACCAUGAAUCAGACACUACAAGAAGUUGUUUUCCUUCAAGCUCUCAGACUGAACAAUGGGAAAAUAGAAUGAAGCAGGAGAGCAACGAUGGACUAUGGAAAUGCUAGCAGCAAUACCAUUUUCUACGGCAUGAAAUACAUGAGGCAGGAGUUGAAGAAGAAAACGGCCCAUUAAUGAGGUUUUCCCUUCCUUCCUAUUCACGGCCCAGUAUCAGUAAAGUGUUCAAAAGUAUGUUCUGUAGCUUCCCCUCCGCCAUUUCCAUUUGCUCUUCUUUACUGUGCUGUGAAUCUUUUUGCAAUAUGUUUAGGCUGCUCUGGGCACCAGUGCAAAGGUAUAUCAUACUAGAAUUCUGCUUUCUCUCCUAUACAUCUUCUUUCUUCUAGAAUUGUUUCACUUGCUGUUUUUCUGUGCAUCUUGUCUCAAUUGCAACUGAUGCUGUUGCCAACAUUUAGUUUGAUAUAAGCUUUUCUCUUCAGCCUUU
Molecule: messenger RNA, 1699 nt
Organism: Theobroma cacao (cacao)
Lineage: Eukaryota; Viridiplantae; Streptophyta; Magnoliopsida; Malvales; Malvaceae
Source: RefSeq, a predicted model, not a curated record